GACCUCGCAGGGUCGGCCGGGGACCAUGUCUGCGCCGCCGCCGCUGCAGAUCCGGGAAGCGAACGCGCACUUGGCGGCCUUGCACCGGCGCGCGGCGGAGCUGGAGACGCGGCUGCUGGCGGCGGAGCGCACGGUGCACGCGCAGGCCGAGCGCCUGGCCUGCCAGGACCAGCAGCUGCGCGCCGCCCUAGACGAGCUGGGCCGCGCCAAGGACCGGGAGAUUUCUGCCCUCCAAGAGCAGCUGCUGAGCUCUGAGGCCGCUGUCCGCAGCCUUCAGGCCACAGUGGACCAGAGGGACCAGACGAUCCAGCAGCUCCAACCCCGGGCUGACCUGCUGCAGGAUAUCGCUCGCUGGCGGCCACCCCUGGCCUCGCUGCUGGCCACCCUGGAGGAAGCCGAGGGACUGGGUCCCUUACCGGCCAGUGAACCAGGCCAGCUGCUUCCUGAUGGUCCUGGCCCACCCCUGGGCAACAGCACUGGGGGGGAGGAAGAGGAAGAGGGGGGCCAGGAUGAGCCACAGCCUGCCAUGUUUGGGACCACGGUAUGAACUGCCCUGUCCUGAAGAAUCUCAGAAUGUGUGGCCAAGGCCCCCGGGAAGUCACCAGUGUCCUGCCUGGAGGGGACUUGGGACAUUACUGGGAUCACAUCUAAACAUCACAACAAAUGAAAGGCCAAGAUCUCGCUUAAAGCAACUUUCCCCCAGUGCUCGAGUAUCUGCUGCAUUCAGUUGAUUUUAAAUAGUUUCAGAAACAAAUGAAGGCUGGAGCAGGAGCUCAGCUGGUAGAGCACUUACCUAGUGUGCACAAAGCCCGAAGCCAGGUGUGGUGGCCAAGGACACCAGUCAUCUCACGGGACUAGUGACAU
Messenger RNA from Acomys russatus (golden spiny mouse), 864 nucleotides. It is a transcript of the gene Vmac, whose product is annotated as vimentin type intermediate filament associated coiled-coil protein. The transcript has 2 exons. NCBI's taxonomy places the organism in Eukaryota, Metazoa, Chordata, Mammalia, Rodentia, Muridae. The record is from RefSeq and is a predicted model, not a curated record. Bases 26 to 547 code for a protein of 173 amino acids.